Molecule: messenger RNA, 3237 nt
Organism: Trematomus bernacchii (emerald rockcod)
Lineage: Eukaryota; Metazoa; Chordata; Actinopteri; Perciformes; Nototheniidae
Gene: gcfc2
Product: GC-rich sequence DNA-binding factor 2
Exons: 18
Coding region: 71-2668 (865 amino acids)
Biological process (GO): mRNA splicing, via spliceosome
Cellular component (GO): nucleus
Molecular function (GO): DNA binding
Source: RefSeq, a predicted model, not a curated record
AAAGCGGUUUCUGACUUGACGUACCACGGUUCUACAACCAAGUUACUACCUCCAUGUAAGUGAAUAAAACAUGUUUAAUAAAAAGCCUCGGAGAAACUUUCGACAGAGAAAAGACAACUCUAGUGACGAGGAGGACGAGCGGAAGACCCGGGGACAUGGAGUGGAAACUGAGGAGGCUCCAGUUGCGGUAAAUAAGCCGGAGAAACUGUCCCAGGGCCGCGGCAUUACGUGUAGCUCCAAGCGGGAAGCGACGCCUCCAAAGCCGGGCAGCAGCAGCGGAGAGGACGGGGAUACGGUGGAAGUGACAGAAGAAGGAGGAGAAAGAAAUAAAGACAGAGAUGAGGUUCAGAAGACAAAAAACUCAAUUCUCAGUUUCUCUGACGACAAAGAAGCUAAGGAACCAACAUUUAAACUGAAGAAGUCUUCUGAUAAAGCUGUGCUGUUCCAAGUGAAGAAGAAGGAAGCAUCACCUGCCAAGACCAAACAAAGAAGAGCAGGUAAAGUUGUCCCACCGUCUGCUUCUCCCAGGCAAGACUCAGACAGUCAGGCUUCACCACAUGAUCUGCCCCGCACUGAUGAUGACGACAGCAAUAAGGAUGAUGAAGAUGAUGACGAUGAUGACAAUGACAGUGAUGAAGGUGAUGCCAGGUCUCCCUCAGCUAGCUCAGACUCCAGCUGCUCUGCUACUAAACCAGCAGUCAUCCCUAAUGCUAAAGAUAUCAAGGCAGCUAGAUGGCAGCGUCGCGCCAAUCGAGCCCAGAAAGAAUUCAUUUCCCUGGGUAGAGACGGCCACAGCUCAGCUGGUAGCACCCCGGAUCACUACAGCAGGGAAGAUGACGAAGACAGAGUUGAUGAUGACGAUGAUGAGCCGGAUGAUCACGAGAGAAGAAUUGAGUUCGCCCCAAGACUGAAGAGCAUUAGGGAGAGGAUUGCAGAUAAACUUGGAGACAGUGAUGACAGUCUCUCAGGAUCUGAUGUAGAUGAGCAGGUUCUUUGGGAGGAGACACAAAUCGAGAAGGGAGUCAAGAGACGGCCGGGAGAACAGAGCCCAUCUGGCAGUGAAUCCAGCAGCUACAGCAGCAGCAACAGGCGGGACAGACAAAGGAAAAAAUCAAAAGGGCUCAAAAUACCAACUUUUCCUGCCGUCAGUGUCUCAAUGGUCAAGAAGAGGAUCACUGGAAAACUUGAAUCCCUGAAGGAGGUGCACAGCGCCCGGCAGGCGGAGCUGAGGAGGAUGGAGGGCGAUGUGGAGAACGCUCGGGCAUCCGCCGAGACUCUGGAGGAAAGUUCCUCUGAGAGACAGCUCAGGUUUUACAGGGACACGAACCUCUAUGUCCACAACGUGGUGGAGUGUCUACGGGAGAAGGUUGUGGAGAUCAACUCCGUGGAGCUGGAUCUGCACUCCUUACUGUCCGACCACAUGGAGGCGCUUUUGGCUCAGAGACGACAGAGGACCAGGGAGCAGGCAGACCGCCUGCAGCAGAUCAGCUAUGGCACCAAUGAGCAGGGUGGAAGUCCAACUAAUGGAACAGAAACUCAAAGCGGUGCAGCCUCUGGUGUUAAAGCUGAAGAAGAUUUUGAUCUACCUGAAGACACCCAGCCCUCAGCAGAAGAGGAGGAGCAGCUGCAGAAGAAGAUAGCUGAUAUCCUCUUGAGGUCCCAGACGGUGUUUUCUGACGUCCAGGAUGACUUUUCCAGCGUGAAGAAGAUUUUGUCCCGAUUUGAGGAGUGGAGAGGGUCUUACUCUGACUCUUACCACAAUGCCUACAUCUCUCUGUGUCUGCCCAAGUUGUUGAACCCCAUCAUUAGACAUCAGCUACUGCCAUGGAACCCAUUAAAGAGUGAUAGUGGGGACUUUGAAAACUUCCCGUGGUUCGCUGCAGUGGAGACAUUUUGUCAUGGUCAUGGCCACGAGGAGCUGGAGAACACAGACAGACAGACACUGUCUAAUGUCAUAGAAAAGACCGUCAUACCCAAAUUGACCGGCUAUGUGGAGCUGGUGUGGGAUCCCAUGUCCCGCCAACAGUCGGUCUGUGUGUCGGAUGUUUGUCACCGGCUGAAGGAGGACUACUCCAUCUUUGAAGGAGAGCAGAGUAAACCGGUCAAGGCCUUCAGAGAGGCUGUGAUCAGCAAACUGAGGAGCUGCGUGGAUGACGAUGUCUUCAUCCCUCUGUACCCUAAAACGUUCCUAGAAGACAUCUCGUCUCCUCAGUGUCACUUCAGGGAUCAACAGUUCUGGACGGCCAUAAAACUGCUAGGUAACAUGGGAAAAUGGGAUUUGCUGCUUCCCGAGUCUGUGUUGAAGGAACUGAUGUUGGACAAACUUCUGAACCGAUACCUGCUGACCGCGCUGUGCAGCCAGACGCUGAGCAACAGGGCCGUCCAUGCAUGCAGAAAGAUAGCAGACAGUCUGCCGCUCUCUUGGUUCAAAGGAGAGAAUUCCUGUUUGCCUCAGCUCCAGAACUUCAGAAACCACCUUGUUCAGAAAGCUCAUAGCAUCUGCAAACAGCAGCCUCCUGAGGAGCCAAACACCAAGUCUGCUGUGGUUGAGGUGCUGAAGAUUCUGAGUAGUAUCCGGUGCAAUGACUCCAUCAUGACGAUAUCAGAGAAAUACCACUACGAAGACGUGAUCUACUCCCACCAGCUGCUGAACCACGAAGACGUAUGAGCAACAAACACUGGACUGAAAGAUGGAUCAAAAUGCAAAUGUAGUACGCUGGUACUUUGAAAGCUAUCGUCAAAGAUAUUGUACUGCAGAAGAGGGGCUCCGCCUUUUUUUUAAAGGUUGCUAGAUAGCCACUGAACUGCAGAAUGAAAACAAUGGAUAUAUAAUAGUUUGGUAAGGUUGCGCUUAAAGUAUGAGCUAAUAAGUGGAACAAAUUAGAUGUUUUACAAUUUAAACUGCCAAGAAACAUUGUGUGAGGAAGAACAAAUCAUAUUCCUGCCAUUUCUAUUCAUGAACAAUUUGCCGUCUGUUUUGUACCGGAGAUACAUUUAUUUUUAUGAAUAAAUAUUAGAAUUUUGUUACAAUAUCUGGUGCUUUAGUCCGAUUUUACUUCUUGACAUGGUGAAGUUUAUAUAUGCCCAUAUGUACUUUCUAAUAACGGUCAUGGAAAAGUCAAAUGUUUUUCUUAAUACUAUAUAUAUUGAUUGUUUCAGCAGCUGUCUCCAUGAAAGAGAUAAAGCAUUAUUGCAUUAUACAGGGUUCUUACGGUCAUUAAAAACCUGGAAAAGUCA